AUGUCGCUUUUUGUUAUUGUCUCGAUGAUUAUGUUCGGAUUUCUUUACGAUUCGCCUCAGUACAUCAUGCAGAAGACAGGAGACCCGGAACAAGCUAGAAAAGCUCUAGCUGCUUAUCACGGAGUCGAUGUUUCUGAUUCUUCGAUCGACACUGAAAUUCGCAUUUGUGAAGAGGCAUUAACGAAGGAGAAGUCCAAAAAAGAGAGGUCAGUAAAUCUCUAUUUGAAUUUAAAAGUAGGAGCUCAUCUAGCAUUUCAGGCGGACCUUGGCGUUAUCGACACUGAGCACAGUUCGCUUGCCAUACUUUUCAUGCCAUGGAAAGCACGUGAUCCGCUGUCCCAGGUAAUUCGUCAUGGAGCCUGGCUAGGCGUGAUGGUCAAGAUAGCUUAUGUAUUCACUGGAGCAAGGUGUAUCCGCGCAUAUACAACAUUCAUUCUCUACUCAAUGGCUGGUUGGUCACACAAAGCUGCACUAUUUGAGUCGCUGAUGAUAGGUAAACGUGCUAUUAAAAAUUUUUCAAAAGCACUAGUAAGAUGCUGA
Cooperia oncophora is the source of this 540-nucleotide messenger RNA. NCBI's taxonomy places the organism in Eukaryota, Metazoa, Nematoda, Chromadorea, Rhabditida, Trichostrongylidae. The record is from the annotation of a GenBank genome assembly.